Molecule: messenger RNA, 2841 nt
Organism: Lepisosteus oculatus (spotted gar)
Lineage: Eukaryota; Metazoa; Chordata; Actinopteri; Semionotiformes; Lepisosteidae
Gene: taf5
Product: TAF5 RNA polymerase II, TATA box binding protein (TBP)-associated factor
Biological process (GO): transcription initiation at RNA polymerase II promoter
Cellular component (GO): transcription factor TFIID complex
Molecular function (GO): RNA polymerase II general transcription initiation factor activity; protein binding
Source: RefSeq, a predicted model, not a curated record
GUGACGUAAAAAUUGCGACCCACCCACUUCCCCACUACUGUCGCAAAGUCGAGUUAGCAAACAGGAAAAGUGGGAAAAUGGCGGCUGUUCAAGAUGGGCCGAUUGAGCCGGAGUCGGAGAAAGAAAUCAAAACUGAGAUCUUGAACGAUGCUGCGGGAAAUCUUGCUGCAGCUACUGCUGUUGGAGGGGUGUUGUCUUCACCUCCGGUUUCUGCGGCAGUGGGAACCCCCAAGCCGACCUCUACACCUACAGAAGGCAAAGAUCAGCAGACUCUGUUGGCUGUCCUGCAAUUCCUCAAGAAGAACAAAUUGGUGGAGUCCGCGGAAAUUUUGCGCCGGGAGGCCGGGCUGUUGGAAGAAUCCGAGGAUUCUCAGGGUCCAGAUGCCGGAGGAGCAGGAUCGGGAGUAGGGCCGAGUGUAGAACCUGACAGCGGGGAUGCUACAUCUCUUCUUAGCCGAGUUUCCUGUGCUUCUACUCCUAGCGCAACACCAACCCCGAUUCCUGCAAAAGUUACAGUGGCGGCUGGUGGAGGGGACAAUCAGCCUGACGUGAGCGUUGUUUUGUCGGCCUACAGCCAGCAGGGGGACCCGGCGCUUUACCAGGUUUACUACAGCGGGCUGAAGAAAUUCAUCGAGUCCGUGCUGGACUGUCACAGAGCGGAGCUGUCCCAGGUCUUCUACCCUCUGUUCGUGCACAUGUACCUGGAACUGGUCUACAACAACCACGAGAAUGAGGCCAAGUCGUUCUUUGAAAAGUUCCAUGGCGAUCAGGAGUGUUAUUACCGGGACGACUUGCGGGUCCUCUCCGGGCUGACCAAGAAGGAGCACAUGAAGGGGAACGAGACGCUGCUGGAUUUCCGCACCAGCAAGUUUGUCCUGCGCAUCUCCCGGGACUCCUACCAGCUGCUGAAGAGGCACCUUCAGGAGCGCCAGAACAACCAGAUCUGGAACAUCAUCCAGGAGCACCUGUACAUCGACAUCUUCGAUGGCAUGCCGCGCAGCAAGAGCCAGAUCGACAGCAUGUCCGGGAGUCUGGCUGGAGAGGCCCGGAGGGAGGCAAACAAAGCCAAGGUGUUCUAUGGUCUGCUGAAGGAGCCUGAAAUUGAGGUGCCUUUGGAUGAUGAGGAUGAGGAGGCAGAGAAUGAAGAAGGUAAACCCAAGAAGAAGAAACCCAAGAAGGACAGCAUGGGGUCAAAGAGCAAGAAACAGGACCCCAAUGCUCCAGCACAGAACAGAAUUCCUCUUCCGGAGCUGAAGGACUCUGAUAAGCUGGAUAAAAUCAUGAACAUGAAGGAGGCCACCAAACGGGUCCGCCUGGGCCCAGACAACCUGCCAUCAAUUUGCUUCUACACCUUUCUCAACGCAUACCAGGGUCUUACUGCAGUAGACUUCACUGAUGACUCCAGUCUGAUCGUGGGGGGCUUUGCUGAUUCCACAGUGCGAGUGUGGAGUGUCACGCCGAAGAAACUACGGGGAGUCAAAUCAGCAGCCGAUCUGAGUCUGAUUGAUAAAGAGUCAGAUGAUGUGCUGGAGAGGAUAAUGGAUGAGAAGACCGCCAGUGAGUCCAAGAUUUUAUAUGGCCACAGUGGCCCAGUCUAUGGCACCAGCUUCAGCCCUGACAGGAACUAUCUGUUGUCAUGUUCUGAAGAUGGCACUGUGAGACUGUGGAGUCUUCAGACCUUCACCUGUCUUGUGGGGUACAAAGGACACAAUUACCCUGUAUGGGACACACAGUUCUCUCCUUAUGGCUACUACUUUGUAUCUGGAGGCCAUGACCGAGUUGCUAGGCUUUGGGCUACAGAUCACUACCAGCCUUUAAGGAUGUUCGCUGGGCACCUGGCUGAUGUCACUUCCACUCGUUUCCACCCCAACUCCAAUUACGUUGCCACUGGAUCAGCUGAUCGAACCAUCAGGCUUUGGGAUGUUCUGAAUGGCAAUUGUGUCCGUAUCUUCACCGGUCACAAGGGUCCAAUACAUUCGCUGGCUUUCUCUCCAAAUGGCAAGUUUCUGGCAUCUGGAGCUACAGAUGGAAGAGUGCUGCUAUGGGACAUUGGCCAUGGUCUGAUGAUUGGCGAACUGAAAGGACACACAGACACUGUCUAUGCACUUAAGUUCAGCAGAGAUGGAGAGAUUCUAGCAUCAGGCUCAAUGGAUAAUACAGUGCGGUUGUGGGAUUCUGUGAAAGCUUUUGAUGAUAUAGAGACUGAUGAUUUCACUGCAGCUACUGGACACAUUCAUCUGCCUGAAAAUUCCCAGGAAUUGCUGCUUGGGACCUAUAUGACCAAAUCAACGCCUGUAGUACACCUCCAUUUCACACGCAGAAACUUACUUCUUGCUGCAGGAGCCUAUAAUCCCUAGCAGUGGUUUAUUUUUAUUUUUUUUUUUGUGUACAACGAACAUUGUUUCCUCUGGGGAACUGAAGAGACCAGAGAAAUCACUGUAAGAGCUUGUAAAGCUACAAUGAAGCAAGUUCCGGUCUACCAGUCUUAAAGAUUUGGUGCUUCAAGAUUAUUCUACAAGAUAUAUAUGGCAAACAUUUUUCCACCUUUUUCACCAUUGUUUCCUGAUGUAAAUCACAAAGGGUACAACUACUUUUUUGCCACAGAUUUUACAUUUCCACAUAUUAGCUGGUUCUUUACUUUCUGAAAUUAUUUUAAGAUUUCCCUAAACUUAUACUGGAUACACAAGAAUCCAAUGCAACCUGUACUGGUCAUUAAAGGUGCCCCCUUUUUUAUAAAUAUAUACCGUCACUGCCAGAUGUAACAGAUUCUCCCCUCAAUGAGGUCAGAUUGUGUGUACAGUUUUAUACAGGUAUAUGUAAAUAAAACAGUUUUUAAUUUCA